AAAUUGGUUUUAGUUCGAUACAUUUGCGUCAGGUCGUUGUGCAUGGUCAGUUCGUCGUCGGGGUUCUACCGGCCUGCGGGGUUCUCGUAACUACUCCACCAUGUGGUCGUCCGAAUUUUGUGCUUCUGUGAGUCCCGGCUUGGUGUAAAUUAUAACGUGGGGUAACCACGAAUCAGGAGGUCGACACGGUCUCACUACAUUUACCAACACUGACGCUCUUAACUCUUCCGAUUGAAAAUUUUGGAUGUCGGGGACAAUAGGCCUUUCUAUAUUUGGCACUGUUUCGUUAUACAAGUAACUGGACUAAAACUUGUGGAGCGCUAUUUAAGCAUACACGGACAACUUUGGGGUAUUUGGCCCUUCUGUAUGCAUAUUCAACAUUGAAGUGUUUUGGGUAUAUCUUUUCCAAGUCACCGCUCCGUCAUGGUUUGUUAUGGAUAUUACUUUAACGCCUUCCGUUACCAUUAAAUGUAUAAGUUCAUGGCACAUACGACCAAAUCCUGGAUUAGUAGGAUACGAUUUGUACGCUUAUCAGAUUGACCUUUUCAUAUCGACCUUUGAUAUAGACUAUAAAGGUUCUAUUCGACCCGAAGGACACUCUAGAACCAAAGCAUCGACUGGAUAUACGUUUACGUGCUUGCGCAUUGUUGCCAAGGAUAGGAUAUGUUUCACAGGCUAUAGUUUAUAACACCAUCACACAUGUCAUACCAACGAUUCCAGUGACGUAGGACAUAUAGGGGAUAUCAAGUAUGAGUCUCGGUCUACUCGUUUAAUGGCACGAUUGCCAACGAAAUCAAAAUCUCUUUCAAAACCGCUGGUUCUGACGCAUGUGUUCUGGGGACUUUCCCGUCACGCUACAGGAUAACACGCAUUUACUAUUUUGAUUAAGUAUAAAUCUAGUUGUUGAGUGAUGAAUUAAGCUCAGAACAUGGGUACGGGGUCCAGCCAGAACACGGAGAACUUCGGGGCACCAGCUCGCGACACGGGGAAUACUGCGGUGCAAAAUAACAACGUGGGGGAGGACAAACGGUUGGGUAACGGACAUGUGUUACACAGCUCAGUUUGGAGCCCGCGGUCGGGGAUGGCGGAAGACACAGUCGCGGCGGAUCGCGGCAAAAUGGAAAAAAGUCGGGUCGAUUUAAACGAAGUUGACAAACUGCAAGCAGAUUUAGACAAGGAGUUAUUGCAAGGACGUGAAACAUUGAUAAACAACAAAAAACGAACUAACGGAAGUGACGUCACUGAUGACGUCACAUCGGACGAUUUCGAUCAGGAAGCGGAAGAGGAAAGAAUCCUGAACGAGUAUAAUUGUCCCGGUCAUAAUGGACGCCAGGAAAGUUACCCUGAGACGUACGCGGAGAAGAUGCGGAGGGAAAAAUACACGAAUGAGAUGAGGUUCGAACCGGUGCCGGAACGUGUGCUAGCCAGGCCAUCUGUGGAUUGGAAAGUCGAACAGGACAUUGAAGGAUUCGAUCCAAAUAAAUUCAAAGCUGUUAACAAAACAAAGAACGAGGAGUAUUUUGAACCUUCAAAAAGUCUAUCGGUACAUUCCGAAGAAACUGGUGCCAAUGACGAGGAUGGAAACAGAAGAGAAAGCAAUCACCUGAAAUAUGACAUAACUGAAGAAGAACUCAUGAAGGACAUCGAAAGUGAAUUCGCCGAUUUAUAACGAACAUUAAGGGCAGGUUAUCCUUAGUAAGAUGUCGGCUAUCGGCGUCUUUAACCGAAGACACCCGAGUCAUGGCGAAAGAUUCAUAACUCGGCGAUAUGUUUAUUUGAGAUGUACUUAUACUCAUAGUGCUCGGGAGGAGCAGAUGCGUGUACGCGGCAUCAUGACCGAUGUGGGGACGUAUUUGACAAGAAUAGUUGGGGCACGAUCUUGACUAAGAUGUCAACUAAGAAUCAUAUCGGGGUUUAAGUCUGGGCGGGCAUAUCAAUUGUACUCUUUGAACUGAACUUCACAACCUCUAUCUGACGGCUGUUUCUUGAACUAGUCGCUGCCCGAUUGGAAUUGGAGAAGUGGAAAAACUGGUAUUGUGAUCAAGAGACAAGACAACAAGGUUCAUUUACAAGCAGACAAUUUUAAUUCUAUUGGGAAAAGAAUUCUUGAUUCGCGAAAAUAUUAUGCCGCGAAUAUGUCCAUGGCUCGGCAUUCGCGAAAACUUUAUGCCGCGAAAAUGUUCUGUUCUAUAGUACUUGGUGUUAGAUUGUGAUAGGUGGGGUACGUAGAGCAACAAAAAGAAACCGCGCCGGUGUAAAAGUAAAAAGUGUCCCCCCUGGAAAAAGUGUCCGGCCCUAUUGUAUUCUGCAAUAUGGUUCUAUAGAGACCCUGACAGUCAAUAGCUCAGAGAUUGAAGCGCAUAAUAGAAUCCUUUGUUCCCGGACAUUUUAUCCUAGGACAUUUUAAACUUCUACACCGGUGUGCAAGGGAUAGUAGUCCUAGGGCUGAUAGUCCGUGUAACAAUAGCCCGCAUUGCUAAAUGUUUUGGUUAGGGUUAGCGGUACAAUAGAUCAUGUUGCUUAAUUGGUCAAAUACAAUGCUACCGGACUAUGACUCCAGGGGGACUAUAUCCGCUGUCACGCCGGGAACCAAAUGAAAACAGCACAGAGAAAGCAGGCUUUGUUGAUUUUAUUUAACCAGUGUUAUAGCCCUUCUUUUCGAAACACGGACUUGCAUUUUAUUCAAUUAGACAUGAAAUGACUUUGCAAUAAUUUAUUAUUCAAUCAUGUAGAUAUUAAACAAUUAUGUAAAUAUACUCUGUUUCCUCACAGGUAUACCGUCUUUGGGCGGCAUAUUUAAGAGGCCCGAAGGGAUGAAUACCUCGCAUACCUAAUACAAAGGUUAGGCCUAUUAGAUUGGACUGAUUGGCUCAGAUCGUGGCACAGACCUAUGACCAGAGACACCCGCUACUUGCAGUCUGCUACCAUUGGUCGAUGGGAUUUUAAAUGAAUUGAAUGGGUUGUAUUACCAGACAAUCGUGUUUGGGCUUUAGUCAUGGUGUGACCGAGGCGGAGCAAAUGGACAAUGCCCAUUCAUCACGUGGGCAAAGAAAAACCGCCUCGCAUGUGGUGAACCCUAUUGCGUACCCCAUCCAAUGUAUGGACACUGUUACUUUGUAUUAGCGGUACAGGAAGACGGUAUACGUGAGGAAACAGAGUAUGUAUUAUGUGCAUACCUCUUGUAAAUAGCACUUCUCUUCUAACAAACGCUGUUGAACUAGAAACCUAACCUGAUACAGGAUUGGUCUUUAAUUACCAUUGCAACGUCAUGUUACCCGUCCGAUUCGAAACUAUAUGUAAGUUGGAUUAGCCAGGAUUUCUAGAGGCCAGGUUUUGAGGAAGGUAUUUUCUGUUGCGGAAGGAGCUUUUUAGAAAAUGAAGGGAGUUUCGCUCUCAAUUUUACAGAGUCAUUCCCUGUACUGGGGAUAUUCAUCAUCACAUUAUAGUAUUUAUUUCCAAAUAGUUUUUUAUUCGCACCCUGUUGCCAACACAAAUGUUUCGGCUGAUUAACCACUUUAUAAAAAUACUGCCGUUGUCGUGGUACUGGCACAAACAAUUGAAAUUCUUCUCACAAUUACGCAACUUUUCUCAAAUCCUCGUCGUUCGUAACUCGGUCUGCAAGGCGAAUUAUGAUUGAGCACAGAGGAAGGACCGGUGACAGGGUGAGUGAUCGAUUGCUACAGGUUUGGCUUCAUGACUCCGCUAAAUUUCAGUCCCACUGGCGCCAAUGUGUCGGGCCUAUGCCGUCGCGUUAUAGUGCCACGUUGGGGUAUAGCCUCACCAGCCAAUCACAUUACACAAAUAUCUAAUUGAAUGGGGAUUACACGCAGGAACUAGCACUUUUAAUGGAUGGUCUCCAGGUGACUAACACUACGUUCACACUGAAGGCGAAUUGAAACCGUCUUCCGGAGAGCGCUCUUCGGAAAGCUAGGGAUGCACAUGCACAUGUACAGCUAGGGAUGCACGAUUUGGUCUUGUUGGACUUCCUCUCACAAGCGUAAGCAGUGCUGAUAUACUAUGGAAAAUCAGAGACACCUGUCGGGUUCUUCGUGUAACUUAAUUUGCCCCACCGAGCACCUGCCCUUUCUCCGCCCUUUAAAAUGCACCUUAAUCUUUUUAGACUGGCUGAUCACAUAAUCAUUUGACUGGUGCAAGCGUAGAGAAAAUGUCGCUCGCAACUAAUGCAACGAAAAUAUAGAACUUGACUAAACUGCACCUAUGAUUCGCGUCGCUCCGACAUUUUUCUCUUUUCUUUUGACUUUUGUGCUAAUGGGCCUAACUGGCGGUGCAACACGCUGGAAAUUUCAGACGAUAAAUAAUUUCUACACACCGAUACUUACAUAACCAACAACACCUGUACAUAUGUUGUUAUUUGACAAUGAUGAGCGGCCAGUUGACAUGGUUGAGGUUUUAUUAGGAAAACGAUGCAAUGGUGCGUGAAGCGCUUUCCUUAAGAAUUCUUGUACAGUCACGACGUCUUCCAACCAAUGUUUGUUAAUAAACAAUGCUGU
Molecule: messenger RNA, 4511 nt
Organism: Lineus longissimus
Lineage: Eukaryota; Metazoa; Nemertea; Pilidiophora; Heteronemertea; Lineidae
Exons: 5
Coding region: 929-1669 (246 amino acids)
Source: RefSeq, a predicted model, not a curated record